ACGAGUGUGGGGAGUGCGUGCGCGCGGGGCUCUGACCUUGGCCGCUGGGGCGGGGCCGGGGGCCUGUGCCCCGCGUCGCCGCCCGGCAGAGGGGGCAGCGGCUCGAGAACUUGUUCAACUUGGCUGUGCGCGCUGGGGCGGUCCCGGCGCCUCCGCCCCCUUCGGGCCUCCGCCUCCUUGAAGCCUCCUCCCCCGGGUCCUCCUCCCUGCCUGCGCCGCCGCCGCCGCCGGUGCCGAUGCGCUCGCCGCCGUGUCCCGCAGCCGCGCAGUAGCCAGCAGUCUCGCAGCCCCCGCGCGCUCAAGUCGCUGAGCCGCGCUGCCGGACGGGGCCAGGCCGGGCCGAGGCGAGCCGGGCCGGGCUGGGCUGGGCGUGCCCCGGGCCCCGCCACGGGCAUGGGCGCGCCGGCCCGGGCGCUGCUGCUGCCGCUGCUGGCCCAGUGGCUUCUGCGCGCAGUCCCGGUUCUGGCCCCCGCGCCCUUCACGUUGCCGCUCCGGGUGGCUACGGCCACGGGUGGCGGAGCUGCGCCCAGCCCCCGACCCGGGACUCCUGCCGCGCCCCGGGCCGACGGCCUGGCGCUCGCCCUGGAGCCCGCGGGGGGCGCCGCUAACUUCUUGGCCAUGGUGGACAACCUGCAGGGUGACUCCGGCCGCGGCUACUACCUGGAGAUGCUGCUCGGGACUCCCCCGCAGAAGCUGCAGAUCCUCGUGGACACGGGCAGCAGUAACUUCGCCGUGGCAGGGGCCCCGCAUCCCUACGUGGACUCCUACUUUGAGGCGGACAGGUCCAGCACGUACCGCCCUAGGGGCAUUGACGUCACCGUGAGGUACACGCAGGGCAGCUGGACGGGCAGCCUAGGCGAGGACCUUGUCUCCAUCCCAAAGGGCUUCAACACGUCCCUCCUCGUCAACGUCGCUACGAUUUUUGAGUCGGAGAAUUUCUUUCUGCCGGGGAUCAAGUGGAACGGAAUACUUGGUCUUGCCUACGCCACGCUGGCCAAG
Ochotona princeps (American pika) is the source of this 999-nucleotide messenger RNA. Its product is annotated as beta-secretase 2-like. The annotation marks the transcript as partial. Gene Ontology annotation, molecular function: aspartic-type endopeptidase activity. Gene Ontology annotation, cellular component: trans-Golgi network; membrane; endosome. The transcript has 3 exons. The record is from RefSeq and is a predicted model, not a curated record. Lineage: Eukaryota; Metazoa; Chordata; Mammalia; Lagomorpha; Ochotonidae. Gene Ontology annotation, biological process: membrane protein ectodomain proteolysis; amyloid-beta metabolic process.